Molecule: messenger RNA, 4107 nt
Organism: Cygnus olor (mute swan)
Lineage: Eukaryota; Metazoa; Chordata; Aves; Anseriformes; Anatidae
Gene: CAPN6
Product: calpain 6
Exons: 13
Coding region: 869-2518 (549 amino acids)
Biological process (GO): proteolysis
Cellular component (GO): cytoplasm
Molecular function (GO): calcium-dependent cysteine-type endopeptidase activity
Source: RefSeq, a predicted model, not a curated record
UUACACGGCACAGGAGCAGCUCAGCCUCCCGGAUGGCUCAGGACCUCUGGAGUCCAUUCUGUGGCUCUCUCAGACCAGACUUUUUCCCCAUUCAGGUUGCUUUCCCCUCUGCAAGGGAAAUGGGAGUAGCAAAAUCAGGUGCAUUCUAGACUCUGAACAGUCAAGCCAGGAGGAAGUACUUGGCAGUGUGCAAGAGCCACUCCUGAAGCUGCUCCGGGCUUGCCACAGUGUUGAGUUGAGGGCACAGAGUCACCUGUUGGGUUUUGCUGCAUCUCUCGAUCUGCAAACCCCCAUCCAACUGCAAGUCCCUCAGAAGUCCUGUGUGAUUCUUCCCCAUGGUCUGGAUGGGUUGUUAUCAGAAGGGACACACUGAGGCAAAGGCAUUGACACUGGCUUUAUGCAAGUGGAAUACAGCAUGCAGCCUAAUAAGGAAUAUCAUUUUUUUCAUGAUGUGCAUUAAUCUGCCCUGUUUUCCAUACAAAAAAUGCCUGCAACUCUUGCCAAGUGGCCUUGUCCCGUCUCCUCCUUGAAAAAGUCAUUCCCAGCUACAGCUACAGCCACAACUGCAGCUAACAGUUUACCGGGAAUAAACAAGGCUCUGCAUUUUGGGUCAGCUCAGAUGGUUUUCCAGUGUCCCUCGUGACUCAUCUCUGGAAGGGUCAUCCUGAAAUACACCCCUCUACUGAUGUGAUCUUGGUACAGCCCAAAGAGUUUCAGGUUAAGAAGCUGAGGGGAUCGUUUUUUGCAGGAGUGAUUUUGGAGUUUGGUGUGCCUCAGAGCAGGGACCGACCUCAGCCAGGUACCUGAAGGAAGGGGAAUACAUCUCUAACUUGGAGCAGGAGGGAAGGGAGUACAAAAACAGAAAGAGAUGUCUUCAUCAGUUCAGCUCUUCAGAGAUCAGACAUACCACAAGCUGAAAGGGCAGUGUAUUCAGCAGAGACAGCUCUUCGAAGACCCCGAGUUUCCAGCCUCAGAUGAGUCCCUUUUCUACCAGAGAGCUCCACCAAAGAAAGUUGAAUGGAAGCGCCCGAAGGAUCUCUGUGAAGACCCCCACCUGUUUGUGAAUGGAAUCAGCUCCCAUGACUUGCACCAAGGCAGCUUGGGGAACUGCUGGUUUGUGGCUGCAUGCUCCUGCUUAGCUCUGAGGAAGCCCCUCUGGCAACAGGUGAUUCCAGACUUUGAAGAACAAGAAUGGGACUCUGAAAAGCCAGAGAAAUACGCUGGGAUUUUCCGUUUCCGUUUCUGGUGCUUUGGCAAAUGGACAGAGGUGGUGGUUGAUGAUCUGCUGCCAACAAUAGAUGGGAAGUUGAUCUACUGCCAUUCCAAUGUGAAAAAUGAAUUCUGGAGCGCGUUAUUGGAGAAAGCUUAUGCAAAGCUGGCUGGAUCUUAUGAAGCCCUGGAUGGAGGCAGUGCUGCAGAUGCAAUUGUGGAUUUCACUGGAGCAGUGGCAGAAUCUAUUGACUUGGUACAGGGCAAAUACAGUGAGAUUAUUUCUGAGCAGAUGAAGCUGUUUGAAGACUUGCUGAAAGUGCAUAAAAGAGGCGGGUUGAUCAGCUGUUUCAUCACGGCUUCCUCUGGCAGUGCCAAUGAGGUGGAGACAGCAAUGGGUCUCAUCAUUGGUCAUGCCUACUCAGUGACUGCAAUUCGGAAGCUGCACCUUGGAGAAAGGCUCACAUUCUCUUUUAAGGCAGAAAAGCUCUUCAUGAUCAGGCUGAGGAAUCCCUGGGGGAACAGAGAGUGGAAUGGCGCCUGGAGUGACAACUCUGAAGAAUGGAAGAAAGUCAGCAAUGCAGAACGUAAGAGCUUGGGACUCACUGUUGAGAAUGAUGGGGAGUUCUGGAUGACGUUUGAGGACUGGUGUAAGAAUUUCACUGAUGUGGACAUCUGCCGAAUUGUGAAUACUUCCUACUUUAGUAUCCACAAGACCUGGGAGAAGAAAAUGAUGCACGGGGCUUGGGCAAAGAAUUCAGAGCCCCUGCUAAAUCGCUGUGGUGGAUGCUUUGAUAACAAGACCUUCCUUCAGAAUCCCCAGUACAUCUUUGAUGUUAAGAAGACGGAGGACAAACUGUUGGUCUCAUUACAACAGGAGGAUCGGCGCAGGUACAAGAAAGAAGGGAAAGGAGAAAACAUCAUAAUUGGCUUUGAAAUAUUCAAGGUAGAGGAUAACAGAAGCUAUCGACUACACAAGCUGACCGUGCAGGAGAGAGUGGCCACAUCUCCAUAUAUCAACACACGCACCGUGUUCUUGAAAAGGAUCCUUAAGCAAGGCCGCUACAUCCUUAUCCCAACUACAUAUCUUCCUGGCAUCACUACCAAGUUUAUCCUGAGACUCUUCACAGAUGUGCCGUCAAAACUCAGAGAGCUGACAGCAGAUAAACCUAAAAUGACAUGUUGGAGUCUUCUUUGUGGCUAUCCACGGAGAAUCACCCAAAUCAAAAUUCACUCUGCAGAAGGUUUACAGAAGCAAGAUAGAUCAGGUGUCUGUGGUACCAAAUCUCAUCUGUUCAUAAGGCACUGAAGGAAAGCAGAGAUGAUUCACUCCAGCAGCUUCCCUGUUGUCUUGAGUUCUUCUGAAUGUUUCUUACCAGCAUUGUUUUUUCUAUAAGUAUCUCCGUCUCACAGGGUACAUUCAUAGAUUGUUUUACAGAAUGGCACUUCUUAUAGCAGCUUUAGACAAAUGGAGUUGGUAGAGAGCAUAAAUAAGAAAAUCGUGAAGCCAAAUGUGCACAUUUGUGCUACACAAUAAAAGCAAGCUGUGCAGUGACAAGGCUAACAACCCAUAGCUGGCACUCUGCCUUCUAAGGGCGCCUUGCUGGGAAGCUUGGCAAAGUUCCUGAUUGAUACUAGUGUCCAUUUUUUGGUAAUGUGAAAAGCUGGAUAUGGCACAUUUCUCAUCUUUGGUGUUUUUUGUUGUUGUUGUUUGUUUGUUUGUAUUUUAGAUUAAAAAGAUUGUAUAUAGAAAUUCACCGAAGCACACUUUAUGGCUGGGUUGUAAAUACAUACUAGGAAGUGAUGUGUUAAUGUGUGACGUUAAAUAUCGCAUAUUCUGAGAUUGUUUCCUAAUACUGCCACAAAAGAAUUCAAUUCAUUGUCAUCUCUCAUCUCCUUGGCUUCUUUCUCUCUGGUUUUUCUGAAUCCAUGUCUGGACGCUUUCCCAUGCUUAUCUCAAGGAGAAAUAGCAGCCAGGUAUUCAAAAAAGACUUAUUUGCAUUGGGAUCUCAAAUCAGCUAUCUCACAAGUGAGUUUAGACCUCAGUCACAUGGGUAGUUACCAAAUUGCAGCUUUACCUGCCACCAGCAGCAUUUCCUGAUGUGAACUUGACUUAAAAAUCAGCAGCAGCCUCCUGUCUAAUUGGUACUGUGAGAUGAGGGAAAAGGCCACAUGGCAACUCCCAUUGGGAGCGACAAGGAGAGAUUUCCCUUCAGGUUAGGCACAGUCAAUGUUUAUUCAAGUAGAAAAUGGGUAGAUUAACUGGUAGUCUUUGCUGUGAAGAGGGCCUCACACACAGGUUACUCAUUUUCUGGCUGCAAAGGUUGAUAGCAACUUGUUUCCAUGUGAGCUGCUGUAUCAGAUUAUCCCCACCGUGCUUUUCACAAGCGUUUCUUGAUUUCUCAAUCUACUGAUCUGCAGCAUCUCAGCUCUCAAGCUGCUGCUUUUCUUCUGCUCAGUCUGUCAUCAGUCAGCGGUAUUCCCCCUUGUCCAGCUCCCUGCUUGAUUUGUGUGAAGCAUCGCUAUCGUCCCUUAGCACAAAGAGAAGACAGAACUUGAUGAUAAUGAAGGAAGGUAUGUUUCUUUGCAGAGCAUGUGAGAGCUGAGACACCUCAUUACAUUUCUGUGACAAACUGUCCUGAAAACACCAGGAUAUCUCUAUACUCUGACACCGGUGUAUGUGGCUGUGCAAAGUAAGAGGAACCCGAACACCUUUUGUUGGUGUAUCUUGGAUAGAGGGAUCUUAGACUUAAAUGAACUGUUCAUCACAUAAGCCCGUCGCUGUUAUCUGAGAGUUGCACACAACUUUCUGAGCAACUCCAGGAGGAGAAUGAAGAUUGCAUAGCAAGUACACACCCAGCCUGGCUCAUGAACUGGUUGUCAUCAGAACCCUGCUCC